Molecule: messenger RNA, 12555 nt
Organism: Letharia lupina
Lineage: Eukaryota; Fungi; Ascomycota; Lecanoromycetes; Lecanorales; Parmeliaceae
Exons: 5
Coding region: 1-12555 (4184 amino acids)
Biological process (GO): protein polyubiquitination; positive regulation of protein catabolic process; proteasome-mediated ubiquitin-dependent protein catabolic process
Molecular function (GO): ubiquitin-protein transferase activity
Source: RefSeq, a predicted model, not a curated record
AUGGGGCGAAUUAAGAAGGAAGCGGGCCCAAAGCAUGACGAGACUCUGCCUCCCGCCAUAGCGGAGUUCGUGAGUACAGCAAGUAUCCUCCCGAUAUCCCAGCUGCCACGACACUUCAGAAGCUUUCCUAUUCGAUGGGCAUUCCCAAAAGGAGAUGUUUACCACUGGAUUCCUCUCUUCAAUCGAUUCGACAAUAUACUUGAACAGUUCGUUCGGGAGUAUGGCCUCAAUGUCGGACCUCAGGUACGGCCUUUUGGAUGCGUCUUAUUGCUUCAAGGCGUUGCCGAAGAAAACGAAGCUGCAAAAGGUACACCAACCAACGACGCAGAGCUGAAAAAAUUGGGCUUCGGACCAGAUGGAGAUCGACAACUUGUGGAGGACAUGUUGAACUUCUCACGCAAAUUGCUGGAAAAUUGUGGCAAUCGAAGUUUGUAUGCCAGUAGCGAACGCCUGGGAGACCUCCUCAACACAACCAGUUUAUCUUUGCUUUCCGCCACUCUCCAACUUGCAGCUCGUCUUGCCCAUCGCUAUUACGCUUCUCGUCAAAAAGGAGCCCAGACUAGCCAACACCUGAAUAACAGCUUGCUACAAUUACAUUACAACAUCGAUCUUGAAAAGAUGCAAAAGCUUGCAAAUCCUUUUACGAAGUCAUCGUCGUCGGCCUCUGCGUCUGCUAAUUCAGCUACGCCUAUAGUGAAAGGUAAAGAAAAGGGACAUGCUUCGAAGGCAACAUCUUCAGUUUCCGUCAACGCCAAUGACUUGUCGACUUUGACUCAAGACGUGAAGACUUCGGUGAACGGGUCAGCGAAGUACGCUCCCACUGCAGAGAAAAUAGCACACCACUCAUCGAGCUGGGAAGACUGGGGCUCAGUCCUCUUGACCUACUAUCAGUCAGCUACAGUACCGAAUGAUGAUCAGAAGCCGCCUCCGACCCCUACCCCUACAAGACGACCAUCAGGCUUGUCUCGGCCUAGCCGAUUGUCAAGCUCUGAUGAGUCUCCUGAAGCAUCUACAGCUCUAUCCAAUGCAAAGUCCGAAGAGCCGACCGUUGGAGGGAUGAGACAAGUCGAGAUUCCUUACUCCCAGAUAGCAUCUUCGCAGGUGGAGGAUGUCUUGAAGGAUGGGCUGCAGAACCUCCCUAAGGACUCGCACUACGAGCUGUUGACUCGGAUCAGGAAUGCCAAGGCCAUCGCCACCUCCGUUUCCAUGCGGCAGGAACUCGUGAAGAUACGCUUGCUGGCAAUCACCAAUCUAGCCUACAUAUAUCCAGAUGUGAUGUUUCAACAGAAGAUACUGCAGCAAGACUCUGAUCAACCACGGAGAUUCCAAAUUGCGUAUCAACUUGCGGACUUGGUGCAUCCGCCGGGCAAUGGAACAUCGGGUAUUCCGCUCAAACUGCAGACGGUGGCACUUGGAACACUGGAGGCGCUCGCCAAGCAGAAGACAAAAGCACCUGACGUGUGUGCCGCUUUGAAUGUCAACGUCAACCAUGGCGUGCUAUUCUACCUUCUUCGCAAAGCUGUGGCCGAGAUGGCGAGCGAAGAACCUGAGUCUGACGAGAGCGAGGAACGACGUGAAGCUGUCUUCUCAUUACUCGAAUGCUUGCCACCAUCUGCACCUAGGACCGGAGAAAAUCUCAUCGCUGCGGGCCUCCUUGACAUACUCAUAGAGAUCCUCGGUCUUCGGACUAACAAAGCAGAGCGUAGCCAACCCAAAAUCCUGAGCUUUCUCAAUGCAAUCGUAUAUACGGUGCGAGACGCUCUGCAGUCGAUUGCCAACUCAAAAGGUCUGGAUACAAUUUCCGAUCUGAUUGCCUACGAGGUCCGUUCGUCCUUGGAACGUGCGAAGAAUGGGGAAGGUCUGAAUCCAGGAUAUCGCAGCCAUGUGGUUGAUUAUCAGACUCCUUUCUUCCAGCAACAGACAUUGCGGAUGUUGUUCAAGCUCAUCAACCACUUGAUGGCAAAUAGCCCAGCGAACUUUGACAGACUGCUCAGAAACCUUAUAGACUCUCCCCAGCUCCUAGCUGGUCUUAAAAUCGUCAUCACCAACCCCAAAGUCUUCGGCUCGAGCAUCUGGAGCGGAGCUAUCAACAUCAUGAGCAGCUUCAUACAUAAUGAGCCUACGAGCUAUGCUGUCAUCUCCGAGGCAGGACUCAGCAGCGGGCUGCUUGACGCCAUCACUCUGAAUUCAAAACCUCAAAGUCCCAUGACCAUUUAUGAGCUCUACAUUAGCAAAGACGAAGUCAUUAGGCAAGGAGUCGCGCAUGCAAACGCUGGUGGCAUUGCGAAAUUCAUGAAAGAUGAUCAUUGCAAGGAAUUGCGGCAGGCUGUCUAUCCCUCGACUCAUGAUAUCCUUCCAGCCUCCGACUCGAUCACGGCUGUACCUCAGGCUUUUGGUGCCAUUUGUCUUCAUAACACUGGUUUGGAAUUGUUUCAAAAGUCCGGAGCUAUCGAUAGCUUCUUCAGGAUUUUUGAAAGCGAUGAGCACAUCAAAGUAAUGUUAUCUCCCACAGAAUCAGAGCUGCUAAGAAUGCUAGGUAACUCUUUCGAUGAACUGGUGCGACAUCAUCCCACUCUGAAGAUGGCCGUCGUCAUCAACAUCAUGACUAUGAUCGAGCGUGUUGGAGAGAUGUGCAAGUCACGAGCGAAGACCAAGGGCUGCGGAGCUAAGCUUUGGCUUCAAGCCGGAAAUGGAAAACUUGUGCCAGCGGGGGAGCACCAAAGCACCAAACAAAGCACUACCGUGGAGCCAAAGGUGGAAAAUGAUGAUGAUGUGGUGAUGGGUGAAGCAUCUCCCAUUCGUGAAGAAUAUCCUGUUACAGCAGUCCUUGACCCUGAAGCAAUGGACGAGAUGGACGAGAAGAACGGGCCCAGCACUGCUCAACGCAUCGAGGUAGUUAUGCGGUUCCUCGAAGGCUUCUUCGAGAACUCUUCGCUUUGCUCCUUUUUCGUCGAAGCAAAUGGCGCAAACCUCAUUCUCGACCUCGCGACAUUGCCAAGUCUUCCCUUUGACUUCAACAUGCAAAAAGGUGGCGAAGAGGUCAGCAAAGUUGUCCACAUCAUGGUCGAGCAGAAGCCUCAUCUCGUUCUCCCCACUCUGCUCCAACGCGCACAGAAGACUUUGGAUGAUCUGCAACCUCUAUACAACUACACUGGGAAAUAUGCAUUUUUCUCGGAGUUCACAUCAGUGGCAGAGGGUCCCACCAAUGAUCAAAAUGAAGGCCCUUAUGCUCCAAUUGGGACCACGGUUCUCAAGUCUCUUGUGAAUGUUCACACUCUGACUUGCAUUCUCUCCGAAGUGUUUUCAGCGCCCAUCUUCGGUUCGCGAUCGAGCCAGACACCUUUCAGUCAGGUCAAUCUCGCGGACAAGUAUCGAAAUGUUGUCACGAGCCUUGGUUUACUGCACCGAGUCUGCGUAUGGGAAGAAAUCUUACUACUCAAGAGACUUCCCGACGCAUGGAAGAUGGGUACAAGUUUCAAAGGUUUCGGCAUGGGUAGUGAAGAAGCAGAUGCGGUCUUUGGUUUUCUCAACAAUGGGAAUGAGAUCCCUGGGGAUGUCGAAACGACCUCAGCUCCCUCGCGUGCCACAGCACCAGGCUUACCGAGCAGCAAUGCCCGCUCUUCUGACUCAAAGAAGCCAAAGUCACCUUCCAUGGAAAAAGACGAGAAGACCGCUCAUUUCAAGAACGUGAGAAGCUUGCGCUAUGUGUUAAGUCAAAUACCAUCUGCGGUUGUCCUUUUCUUCCAGAACCUGGGCAAGUCUUUGGUAGCUAAGAGGCGACCGGAGGCUUACGCUCGACAAAACGCCUACUUGGUUGCCGAAGCAAUGUCGAACGCCAGCCUCGAGCAGUUACGCUACGAGCCAGCAAAGAAGUCUGCAUGUGCUGAGGACCGUUACGCCUACUGGGUUGUCGUCCUGACUUCUGUUUCAACGUUGAUCAUUGAAGGUUCUUCCACUGAUCGUCCGUCGGCCCAAGUCCUGACCCUUCUACUUCAAGCUUUCACAAAUGAUGGAGGUCUGAAAGCUUUUAAGGAGGUGCUCGAGACAUUUUUUGAGGCAGCGAAGACCUUGAUCAAGAGUACAGAUGAAACCGAUCGCAAAGCUAGAAUAAUACCGAUUGCAGGUGGGAUCAGGAUCAUACUAAGCUUCUUCGCCCAAAUCACCAUGUCCAAGUCAAUCACGGAGUCUAAUCAGACGCACGCGAUCACUUCACAUGAGCGUGAUCGAGGACAGUUGACUUACUUCCUACCUUCGCAGUUUCUUGUGGAACUACGUAUGACUAUCCUCCCUGUUGUCAAGAGAAUGUGGGAUUCCGACUUCGUGGACAAAGCGGAUGUCUCGAUCAUCAAAUGCCUGAUCGAAAUCCUUCGAACCGUCCUUGAAGGCAGUGAUGAGCAGGGAGCAUUCAAGCGUGGGGACCAACAACCCGCUCCACGAAAAGCUCCUAUCAAAGUUUACAGCAUUCACAGCGACAAAGUACGGUCUCUGACGGAUCUCGGUUAUGAUCCUGAGAUAGUUCAAGAGGCCUUGUACCGAUGUCAAAAUACACAGAUACUCGCUAUCGAGUAUUGCCAGGCUUUAAAGCACUUUCCAGGGGCAGCGAGAAACCCUAUCCCAGAAUAUGACCAAGAAAAGGCGCGCCGACCAGUAACUGCAACUCCUCAACGUUCAGAGUCCGGGGCCACUCUACCUGAACCAGAUCCAGCUGCCCCAUCCGAGGCAACUGUCGCUACAGAUCGGCGCUUUGCAGGAUUUGAGAUGGACCCUGAGACCAUGAACGAAAUCCUUGCUCAAGCGGGCAACGGGACGCUAUCGCAAGAGCAGCCUCAGGCGCCAAUGCCCGCAGCUCCCGCGGCUGAUACUCGUACUGGAGAUUACACAGCAGCCCAAGGUGACACACAUGUCGAAGUCGAAGAAGCAGACGGAGAAGAUUCAGCUUCUAGCUUGAGAGCCCCACCGCCUCCAGCACCAGGCGUCCCACCUGAGACUGACAGCAACUCGAACGACAACAUGGCGAUGAGCAAUGACAGUUUGCGGAGUAUCCUUUCGGAGAUACCUGGCAGGCCUACUCCACUUGAAAUGCCCGAGCGUGGGGGAACGAUGACAGGUACUCAGAGGCCUGACGAGCAACCUCAGUCAAGACCAGUUCCGACGGCGCCGGAGUCACCCAAAGCACCAGAUCCCGUGACGGUCAACGAUCUUGACGAUGGACGCGCUACGGUUCGAGAGAAUCUCAUAGAUAGAGCCCUCGAUGUGCUUAACGUUCAUGACGACGUUACUUUCGAGCUUGCCGACUUGAUCCAAGCCGCUGCACUAAAGUCAUUGGAUGCGAAGCAGUUGCGCAGCGAAAUUGGCGAGACUUUAGUACAGUCUUUGAUAUCACUUCAGAUGGAGGAAGACUUCCGGCCUGCCGGCAAAAGAAUCGCGUCAUACGCCAAUCUAUUGGCUUUAGUCCUCCAAGAGAAGAGUUUCUUUGAAGCGACGACAGAAUUUCUCAUCGAGAACCUGGAGCAGCUUAUGGGUUUCAUCAAGAUUUACUCUGACCCACCUGAGCAAGCGUCUCCUUGGAUUGGCCAAAUCCUACUAGUCAUCGAGAAGGUACUGGCAGAAGAUGUACAGCCAUCGAAGAUCGAAUGGUCAAUUCCACCUAGUGGAGAGAUUCCCAAAGGCGCCAUAAUUGACAUGCCGCCACCACUUGUCUCCCUGGAUGCGAAGCUUCAGUUGUUUGAAGCCAUAGAUGGUAUCCUGCUUGGAAUUGGGAGAGAUGAAUCGCUCGCCCUUUCCGUGGUCCGCGUCCUGGUUAUCUUGACUCGUAAUCGGGAGAUUGCUUCUAAGCUCGGCGAAAAGCGAAAAAUAGAUCGCCUUUUUAUAAUGAUCAAGCUAUUGACUGGUAUGACCAUCGACCGACUCCCAAGCACGUUCAUGCUGCUACUUCGCCAUAUCGUCGAGGACGAAGCUACCAUUAGACAGAUCAUGCGCAGCGAAAUCAUGUUCAGAUUCGAGACCAGAACCGGCCGUGCCACCGACACUCAAAGCUACGUGAAACAAAUGUACGACCUCAUCCUCAGAUCUCCGGAAAUCUUCGUUGAGGUCACAAAUGAGAAGCUUGAGAUUCCCAGAUAUGAUUCAUCUCAGCAACCACAAAUUCUGGGCCUCAAACCAGAACUCAAGGAACCAGAAGAAAAGGAGACCCAGUCUACCCGAGAUCUGACUGCUGCCAAGCCUAGUGAAGACGUAGUUGGAGAAGUAGAGGGUCAGAAAGAAGAAAGCAAGCCAUUGAAUGGUGAGGAUGAGCAAAACCAGGCACAGAAGCCCAGGGCAACCGAAACCAAGGCUCCUAUCGUCGAGCAUCCUAGUGGCGUCAUCCAUUAUCUCCUCUCCCAGUUAUUGGCCUACAGAGAAGUCCCAGAUCCCCCAGACCCUCAGCUGGCUAAACCACAGGAGCCCUUGACCGAGGCUUCUUCAGAGACUUUGGAUAUUGCAGACUCAGCAAUCACAUCUCCAGCAUCAGGUCCUAGCGCCUCGAGCCCAGCAUCAACGGCGAACGCCAACUCUAACGACACCAAGAAGGCCGAGAAGCCUGAAUUUAAGCCUGAGCAGCAUCCCAUUUAUGUCUAUCGCUGUUUCCUCCUUCAGUGCCUGGCCGAACUCUUACAUUGUUACAACCGUACAAAGAUCGAAUUCAUCAACUUCUCGCGCAAAGCUGAUCCCAAAGCAAUGACUCCCUCAAAGCCUCGAUCUGCGAUUCUCAAUUAUCUCUUGAACGAUGUAAUCCCUGUGGGCACUCUGAGCCACGAGGACACCAUCGAAUACCGCAAAAAGAAUCUUACGUCCAACUGGGCCAUGUCAGCUAUUGUCUCUCUGUGCCUCAGGACCAAUGAAAACGGGUAUCCCAACAAGCGUGAUGCAGUAGACGAGGACGACGAACCCGAUUUACUCUUUGUGCGCAAGUUUGUUCUAGAGCACGCCCUCAAGGCUUACAGAGAUGCCAACGCGUCAGAAGAGCAUCCUGACGUCAAGUAUGCUCGCUUGCUCGAUUUAGCAGAUCUUUUUAACCGCUUGUUGAUGGGAAGACUCGUCCCUGCUAGUGGCACGCCUUCUCCCGGUGUGGAAGGAGGGUUUCAGAAAUCCAUAGCCAAGAUCAUGUUCGAAAAGAACUUCAUCGCAGCUCUUACAGGCUCCAUUGCAGAUAUCGAUCUCAAUUUCCCACCUGCCAAGCGCGCUAUCAAAUACAUCCUCCGACCACUCAAGCAACUCACAGCCACAGCUAUCGUGCUGAGCGAGAGCUCAAGCAUCUCUAGCAUUCCAGGUACGACAGAUGAAGAUGAAAUAUCUUCUGCCACCUCAGUUUCCGACAUGGAUGACGACCGAGAAGAGACUCCAGAUCUGUUCAGACAUUCCACCCUCGGUAUGUUUGAGCCAGGUAGAGACCAAGAAUCAAGCUCGGAGUCCUCGGAAGGUGACGAAGAGAUGUACGACGAUGAGUACGAGGAAGGCUUGGAGUACGAGGAGGGCAUGGAACGUGACGAUGAAGUCAUUAGCGAUGAGGAUGAAGAUCUUGGAGAAGCGGGCCCUAUUGAAGGCCUUCACGGAGACCCUGGGAUGGACGUCGAGGUGGUCAUCGAUGCGGAAGACGAUGAGCCAAGUGACGACGAUGAAGACCAGGACGAUUCCGAAGAUAUGGACGAAGACAAUGAAAUGGAAGUCAUCGAUGAAAUCACUGGCGAUAGCGAGAAUGCUAGCCUAGCCGAAGGUGAAGACGAAGACUGGCAAGACGAGGAUGGAGAAGACAUCGCACGCUACAAUGAGGAAAACGACCUUGACCGGGGCUUCAGUCAAGACACCCAGGAUGCCGAGAGUGCUGUGAGAGAUAUCGUUCGAGAGUUUGGAGGCCCAGAAGCUGCUCUUCAGCGUCUCGAAGGACUUGAAGAUGGCCCCGGGGGUCUCGCCAUGGACCUCGAAGAAGGUAUUGGAGGUAGAUAUAUGGACGAUGUCGUCGGACACGAGCAUGAUGAGGAAGAUGAAGACGACGAAGGCGAGAAUGACGAUGAAGUCGACGAUGAAGAUGUCAUGUUCCAGCCCGAAUAUGAUGACGAGGAGCCUGGGAUGCCUGAGCCUCCUUUUGGUUGGGAUCCUGAUGAUGAUCCAGGCUUGCCAUUGCCAAGAGGGCAUCACCACCAUCAUCACCAUCCUCGUCGCAUGCCUGAUCUUUGGUCUUCUUUCCCUGGCUCAUUGAACGACCCUCGCACACACCUUACACACCUGUCAUCUUACCGUUCUCACCGGCCUGCGGGCGUACCCCGCUCAAAUGACGACAAUAGCAAUCCACUAUUGCAACGCAGUGUGGUGCCAGAGCCCUCGCGCGGAACACGAGGUCAACGCUCAGCCGACUUGUCAGACGCUGCCGCGAAUUUUGAUGACUACUGGGUUCACGGAAUGGAGCCUGGUCGACGACCCCGUGGUAUGAUAUCUGCUGACAGUCCUGUCUCGUUUCUCAAUAGCCUCAUUGCAUCCGUGGGUCGAAGAGGUGAUAUUGGCGGAAUGGGCUUUAGUGCUGUUGGUGGCCCGGGUGGGGCUGUGCAAAUAUCUAUCGGCGGAGGCGCCGUUGGAAGCGCACUCACAUUGCCACGUGAUAUUGAGAACCUCCUCGGUGGUGUUCGGGGACACGCACACCACGAGGCCUCUCGGGUUAACCGAGAAGGGAACCCUCAACAGGCAAUGGUCUCACCGGCGGUCACCUAUCAACGAUGGCAAGAAGAAUCUCGACUUCUCUUCGGCAACACUCAUAUCGAAAAGGCUAUGCGCAUAACGGAACACCUACUUCGCAUCCUAGUACCUCCGGCAGUUGAGAAGAAAAAGCGGGAAGACGAGGAGAGCAAGCGUCGAGCGGAGGAGGAGAGGCAAGACCGAGAGAAGUUGAGGGAAGAGAGAUUAGCGCUGGAGAAGGCUGAACGAGAGAUGAAAGAGCAGCAGGAAAACGCAGAACGCGAAGCUCGGGAAGCAGCUGCCGCCCAAGCAGCCUCAGGGGCUGAAGUAGCGCCUCCUGAGGGCCAAGAAUCAGGACUUACCGAAGACGAAGGGGCCAUGGAAGGCGUGGAGAACGCACAAGUAGAAGAGCCUGCGGAAAUUGCGGAGAAUGCAGAAGGCCCAACGUCAGUGGAGGAACCUGCAGCAGCAGGCCCAUCCGAACCAACAGAGCGAGUGCGGACGACCAUUCGGGGGCGCGAGCUUGACAUCACCGGUCUGGGUAUCGACAUGGCUUACCUUGAUGCAUUACCUGAAGAGAUCCGCGAAGAGGUUCUUAUGUCCCAGCUUGCGAUUCAGCGAUCUGAGGCCGCUGCUGCCGGCGAAGAGCCCACUGACAUCAGCCGCGAAUUUCUUGAAGCCCUUCCUCCUGAGAUUCGAGAAGAAUUACUCCAGCAAGAAGCACAAGAUCGGCGACGACGUGAACGAGAAGAAGCCCGUAGAAGACAACAGGCUGCUAGCGGUGGUGGGUCUGCUCGUGCGGAAGAAAUGGACCCUGCGAGCUUCUUCGCUUCCCUUGACCCAGCACUUCGACAGAACGUUCUAAUGGAGCAAGACGAGGAGAUUCUCGCUCAGCUCCCCGAAGAGAUUGCAGCAGAAGCUCGAGCUCUAGGUGGGAAUCGGCCUAUGCAUCGUUUUGCAGGAAUUGCUGGUCGUGGUGGUCGAGCCAAUGGUCUGGUACGCCAGAUACUCGACGGACGACCUCCGCAGCCCGCUGCAAAGAAGCCUCCGCGAAAGCAAAUUGUGCAAAUGCUCGACAAAGCCGGCGUUGCAACCUUGCUCCGCCUGAUGUUCGUACCUCAACAAGGAAGCUCCCGUCAAUCCCUUAAUGGUAUUCUCCAUGACGUGUCUAGGAAUCGCCAGAAUCGUGCAGAGGUCAUAAGCCUUUUACUUUCAAUUCUCCAAGACGGCAGCACCGAUGUCAAUGCUAUAGAGCGAAGUUUUACCCACCUUUCGCUUCGAGCCAAACAGCCAAUUACCCCGAAGACGCCUCAGCCACUAAAGCGGACCCUUACUGGACCAAUGGCAGCCGUUGCCAGCAACAUGGAGGCAACCCCUCUGAUGGUCAUCCAACAGUGCUUGAGCGCACUUGUUUCGUUGACGCAAUACAACCCUCAUAUUCCAGCGUUCUUCCUCGAGGAGCACGAAGUCACAUCAGGCAUGAAAACGAAAGCCAAUCGAAAAGGCAAAGCCAAAGAAAAUAAGGCGUCCAAGUUCGCACUGAACGCCUUGCUUAGUCUGUUGGAUCGUAAGCUCAUCAUGGAGAGCUCUGGCUGCAUGGAGCAACUCUCUAGCCUACUGCAGAGCGUUACUAAUCCGUUGACAAUGCUGCUCCGGAAAGACAAGGAUAAGCCAGAAGAGCCGAAAGCUGUGGGAGCUCCGCGAGAGCCCACCAACGGCUCCGAGGGAGUGAUAGCCGAUCACGCCGUGCAAGACCUCGCCCAGACAGCCGAGCCUUCAAUAGAGGAGAGCACGUCCCCUAUGAUGGAUGUUCAAGCAGACGGUGAGACACGCCAGGAAACCAGCGCAGGGCCAACGGCGGGUCAAGCCAAAGAGAAGGAAAUGAAAAAGCCAGCGGACGAAAUGACAAAGAAGGCUCGAGAUCUGACACCGCCUAUUGUGCCUGAGGAGAAUCUUCGACUCGUGGUCAACAUCCUUGCAGCUCGUGAAUGCAGCGCAAAGACAUUCCGAGACACGCUAUCGACCAUCAACAAUCUUUCGGGCAUUCCAGGGGCGAAGGAAGUCUUCGGCAAAGGAUUGAUCGAACAAGCUCAAGAUCUGGGCCACUCUAUUUUGCAGGAUCUCGACGAGCUGGUACCACAAAUCAAACAAGCCACCUCCGGUACUGACAUCCAAGGCAUGGCUCUUACCAAAUUCUCUCCUGCAUCGUCAGAUCAAGCCAAGCUCCUUCGUGUACUCACUGCUUUGGACUACUUGUUUGACCAUAAGCACAUCGGUGGCAAGACAACGUCUGCUGUAGAUAGCGAAGGGGAAUCGGCCGAGAGCUCCACUCCGAAAGAGGAUCUACUUACGAUGUUGUACGAGAACCCGACUUUCGGCUCGCUCUGGAACAAGCUCAGCGAGUGCCUGAACAGCAUUCGUCAAGGCGACGGUUCGCUUAAUGUUGCCACCAUACUCUUACCACUGAUUGAGGCACUCAUGGUCGUCUGCAAGAACACGACACUAAAGGACAUCCCAGUGAUUAAAGCCGCCAAAGAGUUCGCCAUCACAAGCCCUCCGCCAGAAUCCUUCAUGGAGAGCCUCUUUUUCAAAUUCACUGAAGACCACCGUAAGAUCCUCAAUGACCUUGUCAGACACAACCCCAAGCUCAUGAGUGGCACGUUCUCACUGCUGGUUAAAAACCCCAAAGUCUUGGAGUUUGACAAUAAGCGCAACUACUUCACUCGACGCUUACACUCUCGCGGCACAGAAGCGAGGCAUCCUCAGCCCCCCUUACAGCUAUCUGUCCGUCGUGAUCAGGUCUUCCUUGACUCGUUCAAAAACCUAUCCUACAAAACUGGUGACGAAAUCAAGUACGGCAAGCUCAGCAUUCGCUUCCAUGGUGAAGAGGGAGUUGACGCUGGUGGAGUGACUCGAGAAUGGUUCCAAGUCCUUUCGCGACAGAUGUUCAACCCAGACUAUGCUCUGUUCAUUCCAGUCGCCUCCGAUCGUACCACGUUCCACCCCAAUAAGCUCAGCAAAGUCAACGAAGAGCAUCUCAUGUUUUUCAAGUUCAUCGGUCGCAUCAUCGGCAAAGCUCUCUACGAAGGUCGAGCAUUAGACUGCCAUUUCAGUAGAGCUGUCUACAAGCGAAUGCUUGGCAAGACGGUGUCAAUCAAGGAUAUGGAGACUUUGGACUUGGACUACUACAAGUCCCUGCUGUGGAUGCUGGAGAAUGAUAUCACGGAAAUCAUCACAGAAACAUUCUCCGUUGAGACUGAUGACUUCGGCGUUACCGAGGUCGUGGAUCUUACUGAGAACGGUCGCAACAUUCCGGUCACCGAGGAAAACAAGCAUGAGUACGUUCAGCUCGUGGUGGAGUACCGUCUUACGGGAUCUGUGCAAGCACAAUUAGAGAUGUUCUUGCAGGGCUUCCACGACAUUGUCCCGCCGGAGUUGAUCGCGAUCUUUAAUGAGCAAGAACUUGAGCUGCUCAUCUCUGGUCUGCCCGAUAUCGAUGUCGACGAUUGGAAGAACCAUACUGAAUACCACAACUACCAAGCUUCGUCGCCACAGAUUCAAUGGUUCUGGCGCGCAGUCCGUUCAUUUGACAAGGAGGAACGAGCCAAGCUUCUACAAUUCGUUACAGGCACCAGCAAAGUGCCUCUCAACGGCUUUGGCCAGCUUGAGGGUAUGAAUGGCUUUAGCAGAUUUAACAUCCACCGGGACUACGGCAAUAAGGACAGAUUGCCUAGCUCGCACACUUGCUUCAAUCAACUUGAUCUUCCAGAAUACGAGAGCUACGAAGCCCUCAGACAACAAGUCUACACGGCCAUGACGGCUGGAAGCGAGUAUUUCGGCUUCGCAUAA